CCCCCCUUCUUCAUAUAAACAUUACCCAGUUACUUUCCCUAACCAAGAUGAAGCCUCACAGUCUCUCAAGCGAUCAUGCUUCUCUAACCCAUGAGUCCAAGAGAUCCUUUGGAGUUGUAGAGAAGCUCAAGCUUCAGGCUUGUGAUGCUGCCAGAAAUAACGGAGUAGUCGGGAAGGGAAAUACUACUACAACUACUACAUGGUUUUCCAAGGAAAACCAGAGACGGAACUGGAGCUAUGUCGCAGAAGACCCCAUUAGAACUAUGAUGUUCUUGGCCUCUUGGGGCCAUACUUGAGUUCUAUACAUCUUCUAAUUACUCCAAACAAAUUUACACAACACAAUUGUGUUCAAAGGAAAUCUUUAAUUAUCCGUAAUAAAAUUAUGGUAUACAUGUUAUGCAUCAGGUAUAAAUUAAUAUAGUAAUUACAAAGUGUAAAAAUAAUGAUAUUAAAGAACAAAGUUUAUUGUAUUAGCUAAUUGUGUAGUAAAAAAAUAAUUUAGCUAGCUUGCCUUUAAUUUCUUGAUGCUUUGUGAUCGCUGGACUACUAGUUUUCUUUUUUUGAGAAAAAAUUUGUUGGAGUAUUGUUGAAAUAAUUAUGUAUACGUUUGUUGGAGUAUUGUUGAAAUAAUUAUGUAUACGUUAGAUGUAUUUUUAGACAUGAGAAAUUUGCUUAAUAAAUCAUAAUUUUCGUUGAUAAUUAUGUAAUUUAAUUUCCGAAACCAUUGAAGAGUUCAAAAAAUUGCUCUACGUACGUCAAAUUUUAAAAUACUAAAAAAAAAAUUAAAAUACGGAGGCUAGGAGUAUGAUAGAAAGCUUAUUCAGUACCACUAUACAGUUGGUGGGCGCGGGUAACGCACAAUUACCUAACCUGAUAUCCACGUGUCCAAUUAUGGUUUGGUGCUGCAGCACUUAACUAAAAUCCUAUUGUGUUUGUCACAAACAAACCACUUAAGCGACGCCGUCUCCACCCAUCUCUACAUUACAUAUGGCGUCACCGUCAGAUCACAAGGCCACCAUAAUCGACGGCACAGCCAUCGCCCAGACCAUCCGAUCCGAAAUUGCCGAUGACGUCCGUCAACUCUCUGAGAAAUACGGCAAGGUUCCAGGAUUGGCUGUUGUCAUUUUAGGCAACAGAAAGGAUUCUCAAAGCUAUGUAAGUAUGAAAAGAAAGGCUUGUGCUGAAGUUGGGAUAAAGUCAUUUGAUAUAGACCUCCCAGAACAAAUAUCUGAAGCUGAGCUGAUCAGCAAGGUCCAUGAGUUAAAUGCAAAUCCUGAUAUACAUGGAAUAUUGGUUCAGCUGCCAUUGCCAAAGCAUAUUAAUGAAGAGAAAGUCUUGAUUGAAAUCCAUCUUGAAAAGGAUGUGGAUGGUUUUCAUCCUCUUAACAUUGGCAAACUUGCUAUGAAAGGCAGAGAACCUCUUUUUGUUCCCUGUACCCCCAAGGGUUGUCUGGAGCUUCUUUCACGAAGUGGUAUAACUAUUAAGGGAAAAAAUGCUGUUGUUGUUGGUCGCAGCAACAUAGUUGGAUUACCAGUGUCACUGCUGCUUCUGAAAGCAGAUGCUACAGUUACCAUUGUCCAUUCCCGUUCUGAUGACCAAGAGAGGAUCAUUCGUGGAGCUGACAUCAUUAUUGCAGCAGCUGGGCAAGCAAUGAUGAUCAAGGGCAGCUGGAUUAAACCUGGAGCUGCAGUUAUUGAUGUUGGCACAAAUGCUAUUGAUGAUCCAAGUAAGAAGUCGGGUUAUAGGCUAGUGGGAGAUGUAGAUUACAAGGAAGCAUGUAAGGUAGCUGGAUGGAUUACCCCUGUUCCAGGUGGUGUGGGUCCAAUGACUGUUGCAAUGCUACUUAAGAACACAUUGGAUAGUGCAAAGCGGGUAUUCAUGCAGUAAUGUUCCAUAUAUUUUUUUUUCUCUUUCAAAUAUAAUUUUUGCCAAUAGUCUUCGUAAGCCCUAUCCUCUGUUUUCACUUCAUGAUUAACUCCCGCUUUUAUAGGAAAUCAUGCAUAUUUAAGUUUAUUGGAUAUCUUUGUUUUGCUAUAAUAUGAUAAUGAUUACAUUGCAUAUUUGAUUACGUUAUUUGAUGUAAUGGGAUGAUAAUUAUAUAAUAUAAUGCUUAUUUUUA
This is a messenger RNA of Hevea brasiliensis (rubber tree), 2119 nucleotides long. Its product is annotated as bifunctional protein FolD 2. The coding region runs from base 988 to 1887 and encodes 299 amino acids. Gene Ontology annotation, biological process: tetrahydrofolate interconversion. The transcript has 5 exons. Gene Ontology annotation, molecular function: methenyltetrahydrofolate cyclohydrolase activity; methylenetetrahydrofolate dehydrogenase (NADP+) activity. Gene Ontology annotation, cellular component: cytosol. The record is from RefSeq and is a predicted model, not a curated record. NCBI's taxonomy places the organism in Eukaryota, Viridiplantae, Streptophyta, Magnoliopsida, Malpighiales, Euphorbiaceae.